This is a messenger RNA of Cicer arietinum (chickpea), 813 nucleotides long. The record is from RefSeq and is a predicted model, not a curated record. Lineage: Eukaryota; Viridiplantae; Streptophyta; Magnoliopsida; Fabales; Fabaceae.
AUGGCCUCCAUUGUUCUUUUGUUAAUUGGCUCUCUCAUCUUGACCCCAAAGUCUUGUUCUUCUAAACCCAUCUCCCAACAAAAACCAUUAGAUUCUGAUCAUAUUGAAUUUGCUCUUAAUUUAGAAUAUUUAGAGGCUGAAUUCUUUUUAUAUGGGUCAUCAGGUCAUGGGCUGGAUGUAGUUGCUCCAAAGGCUAUUAAGAGCGCAGUGAAAGGAUUCCCUAGGCCUUUGUUAGAUCUAAGCAAAUCAUCAUUUGCCAAGGUGAUGGAUAGUGCCUUUGGUCGACCUUUGGUGCCUCCCUUUGAUCCUUAUGCCAAUGAUAUCAAUUUUCUUCUUGCAUCUUAUGUAAUUCCUUAUGUUGGUCUUACUGGCUAUGUUGGUGCCAAUCCACUCUUGCAAAAUGCUACUUCAAGGAGGCUUGUUGGAGGCCUUUUGGGAGUAGAAUCGGGCCAAGAUGCAGUUAUAAGAACAUUGCUAUACCAAGCGGACAAUCAAAAAUUACUAGUAAAACCUUAUGACGUGAGUGUCGCAGAGUUCACCAAUCGCAUUUCAACACUUAGGAAUAAAUUAGGACAUGGUGGUUUGAAAGAUGAGGGUCUUGUGGUCUCUAAAAAACAAGGUUCUGAGGGUAGCGUCUCAGGAAAUAUCCUUGCAGGAGAUAAAUACUCGUUGUCAUAUCCAAGAACACCACAAGAAAUAUUGAGGAUUGUGUAUGGAAGUGGCAAUGAAUCUGUCCCUGGUGGCUUCUAUCCUCAUGGAGGAAAAGGUCAUAUAGCAACAUCUUACUUAAAAAGUUAAUUAAGACUAUUGAGA